Aspergillus sclerotioniger CBS 115572 is the source of this 2827-nucleotide messenger RNA. Its product is annotated as Zn(II)2Cys6 transcription factor. Gene Ontology annotation, cellular component: nucleus. NCBI's taxonomy places the organism in Eukaryota, Fungi, Ascomycota, Eurotiomycetes, Eurotiales, Aspergillaceae. Gene Ontology annotation, biological process: DNA-templated transcription; regulation of transcription by RNA polymerase II. The record is from RefSeq and is a predicted model, not a curated record. The coding region runs from base 228 to 2687 and encodes 819 amino acids. The transcript has a single exon. Gene Ontology annotation, molecular function: RNA polymerase II cis-regulatory region sequence-specific DNA binding; DNA-binding transcription activator activity, RNA polymerase II-specific; zinc ion binding.
AGGCCGGUCGGGACCGAGACCGAGUGGCGAGUGGAGGCCCACGAGUUAGUAGUUGUUUGUCCACCCACCACUACUACUACUACACCGGACGUAUCUAGCUACCUGGAGCUGUCAGCCAGUCUGUCCAUCUGUUCCUCCGACCAUCACAACAUCAAUGUUGCUGUAUUAUGAAUAUUAUCAUGACUAGCAUCCCCCCGAAUGCAACCCUACCCUGACUCGGUGCCAGCAUGAACUCGACUGACCACGUGGGGGACGGCUCCCUCACCCGCAAACGCCCUCGUCCUGUUGUCUCCUGCCUGCGCUGCCGCAAGAAGAAGCUCAAAUGCGACCGGUUAUUGCCCUGUGAGAAUUGCUCCAGGGCCGGCUGUCCCACCGACUGCGUCUUUCACUCGGAUGGGAUGGUGGAUGGUCUGCCCGACCUGCCCGGCGCCAAGCGCGUGCAGCUCGACCCUUCUCCGUUUCCUCCGCUUUCCUCCGACUCUCGGGCAGACCCGGUGGCCAGGCCCCGGUCAGGCCCCUCAGGCCCCUCAGGCCGGCCAGGCCAGUCAGGUCAGUCAGGCCAGUCAGGCAUCGGCCUGCUCGAGGACUUUCAACAACGUCUCGCCUAUAUUGAAGAGUAUCUGGCCCUCAAACCCUUGUCUCAUGCGUAUUCCGGUCCGCUCCGGGAUAUUCCCGGGAGCUCUCCCACUCGCUCCGCCACCCCCCGGGGUGCCCAUGCACCUCCAUACCCGGGCACCCUCGUAGUCAAGGGCACGCGAUCCCGCUACCAUGGCCAGAACAAUCGUACCAGCUUGUUGCAUCAGUUUGCCGAAGCCCGAGAGUUCAUCCAGCGGUGCACCCGGGAUCCCUCCAUUCUGAAUCUAGCCAAGGAGGUGCAGUUCCUUCAGAGCAAAUCCAAGCUGCCCACGAGCUCUCCGGAUUCCAUGCCUGAUCUCGAUUAUUCCCCAGAGCUGCUGCAGAUGCAGGCCUCGUUGCCACCCAAAGCGGUGUGUGACCGCCUGGUGAAUCUCUACACUACCAACUUUGAGCGUACCCUCCGCAUGCUGCAUGUUCCUACCUUUCUCCGCCAGUAUGCCGACUUCUGGGCCACCUCCUCUCAGGACAAUGAUCCCUCCGCCACCUUCCUGCCCCAGCUGACCGCCGUCCUGGCGGCCGCACUGCCCUUGGAGGUUCCCAACUUUCGCCUAGAGUUUGCCUCCGCCUGGGAGUAUCUGCAGACCCCCGCUGUCAACCUGGUUCGCGUGUGGCUGAACAAGCUUGGUCGGAAGCAGCGCACCGAGCUGGUCUCUCUGCAGAUCGACGCCCUGGUUAUCCUUGCCCGCCGACUACGGCUGGUGUCGCAGGAAGAACUAUGGCGCGCCACCGGGACGCUGGUGCGCUCUGCCAUGGUGGUGGGUCUGCAUCUCGACCUCGCCGAGAAUACGCAGCUGUCAGCCUUCCAGAAGGAAGUCCGGCGUCGCUUGUGGAUCACCAUUGUGGAAAUGGACCUGCAGACUUCGAUUGCGUCGGGCAUGCCCGUGACAAUUCCGGACCUAAACUUUGACCCCCUCAUCCCGUCCAACCUGAACGACGUGGAUUUCGAUGACACGACCACCGCGUUGCCCCCUGCCAAACCGUUACAUGAGUGGACUGACACCCUUGCCCAAGUGACUCUGGCCUCCUCAUUGCCCCAGCGGAUCCGGGCCAUGUCGCUCGUGCGAACUUCCAGCCCGGGACUGGAUCUCACUGAGAUUGUCAAGCAGGGUCGACGGAUAGAGGAAUGCCUCCGACAGAUCCCGGCGCCAUUGAAAUUGGACCCGGCUCCCAUUCAUGGAGAGACCCCGGGGCCGGCCCUCUUGCUGAAUCGGGUGCUCCUGGACGUGUACAUGCGCCGGCCGCUGCUGUGUCUCUAUCGACCGAUCGUCAUGGGCAACAGUCGCCAGGACCAGCUCUUCUUCGAAAUCGAACAAGCUUGUCUAGAAUCAUCGCUCGUCGUCCUGUCCUACCAGGACUACUUUGAUCCGAACGUUGCGUAUCUGGACAUGUUCAAGUCAACACCAUACUGGGACGUCUAUCAGCUCUUUUGUAAGAACGACAUUCCGUGGGCGGCACUAAGUGUGUGCGGCUAUAUGAAGCUAUCCAGCCAGCAACAUUCUGCGGAGACGCCGAUGGCGUCCCCGGCGGUCUACUCACCGCAUAUGCCAACGGCGACGCACACCAAGGCUAGUCUCAUGCGCGUGGUCGAGAACACGCUUGACGGGCUGACGCGGACGAUUGGCGAAACGGGCAGCAAUAUUAAAGAUGUGCUGCUGCUGGCGGUGGUGCUGCAAUCGGUGCGGGCGCGUGGCUCGGCGGAGGUCAAGGAGCGGUGGAUGCAGCAGGGGGCCGCCAAGGCGUUGUCGGCGUGUCGACAACAUCUUCUGCCGACUGUGGCGCAGGAAUCGUUUGCAUUCAACCUAGGAGAUUUUACCCAGAUGGUAUGCCGCCUCCAUUUGAACUUUGAUGAACCUACUAAUGGAUGCAGCUCCACACGACGCAACCCAUCUUCCCCACCACAACGGACCCAGGCUACACGCCCGGGACACAGCCGCCACUGCCGGAAUUCCUGGCGGAGUCGUCGGAUCUGGCGACCGAGUUCAACAAUUUCCGGGGGGAUCCAUUUUCUUUGGAAGAUGAGUCGUUUGCGUGGAAUAUGUAGCGUAGCGUAGCGAUGAGUGAUGCAGGGAUGCAGCGAGUUGAUGUGGAUGAGAUAACAGCCAUGCAUUUUUGGUGAUGAUUAGCGAAAAGUGUUUGAUAGAUGUGUAUAUACAUGUAUGAUUCAAUGCUAUUGUAGUAGUGUACCUCGCCG